AUGGAAACUCAAUCAAACGAACGUCAGCUUAUUCUAUUUGAUGGAGACGAUCGUCGAAUGGAUUUAUUCAAUGAUAUUAAACACCUAUCAAAAAUUCCAUCUAGCUGUGAAUUCUAUAUUUUUUGCAGUGAAACAGAUCCGAUUUUAUAUAAAGUCUUGAACCAUAUAAGUGAUGUUUCACAAGUACGCGUCCGAAGAUCAUCCGAACCCAUUAGUCAACGAUUGAUAGAAUUUCUUGAAGAAAAUAUUAACAGAUAUACAUUUAUUCUCAUUGUGUGUAGUUCUGAACCAUCCUAUAAACAUGUCUUCAAACAAAUUUGGAAAAUAUAUAAACAUAGGAAAUUAUUUGUCAUGGAAAUCAAUAACUUAUUCAAUAUCACAGUAAAAGAUAUUCUCAUUCAUCUUCGUCAACAUGGAAACAAAUCAAAUAAUAUACAAGUCAAUGAACAUGAUCAAUCUUUACAAUUAUUGAAUUCGAUCGAUAGUCAACAAAUAAACGCGACGAAUGAUAAUGAUUCAUAUAUACAUCAAGUUUUUCAUAUUCAACCAUCACCACAUGUUGAGUAUAAAAAGAAAAAUAAGAAAAAUAUCGAAUUAUUUGUUGUAUGUGAAAUUCAUUGUCCAUUUUGUAACGAAGAUUUUCCAUCAAAAAAUACUUUAAAAAAAUACAUCUCAGCAACAUGUCCAGAUAUGACACCGUAUGAUGAUGAAUGGAACAUGUUAAGAUUUUCGUUUCAAUGA
This is a messenger RNA of Rotaria sp. Silwood2, 741 nucleotides long. The record is from the annotation of a GenBank genome assembly. NCBI's taxonomy places the organism in Eukaryota, Metazoa, Rotifera, Eurotatoria, Philodinida, Philodinidae.